Messenger RNA from Lactuca saligna, 492 nucleotides. NCBI's taxonomy places the organism in Eukaryota, Viridiplantae, Streptophyta, Magnoliopsida, Asterales, Asteraceae. The record is from the annotation of a GenBank genome assembly.
AUGGAGAGGUGUUCUUGGCCUAAGUUCGGUGAUGUCGUUCAAGAGGACGUCGGCGCCAAACUCACCAGGGUUUCUACCAAGGAAAUCAUCUUUGAGCGACCAAGGGCUCCAGAUAUGCAGAUUGUGAAUGCGAAGUUUUGUCUUUUACAUACAAAAGUUGAAGACUCAAAUGCAAUUGGAGACCCAUUAGCUCAAAUGUCGAAAGGAGGAGAUGUAUUGAUGGCUGAUACACUUGUGGAACACAUAAAAUUCGACCAUGGAUACACAUCCAAGAGCCCUGUAGUAAUUAAUUUGCUUGAGAUAAUGGGAGAGUUCAAUCCAGAACAACAAAGGGAAUUCUGUCAAUUUCUUACUGGUGCACCUCGGCUUCCUCCAGGUGGCUUGGCUGUCUUGAACCCUAAGUUGAACAUUGUCAGAAAGUUUUAUCUUGUUUCUAAUAUAGCCGUGAAAGAAAUCAUUGCAGUUGCCACCAACAGAGAAGGUAAGCUAUAA